CGGAAGUGUCCGGGGGAGCGGAGCCGGCGGGGACACCGGCGGAGAUCCUCAUGGUGAUGGCGGCGGCGGUGAAGCGGGGAGCCGGUGGCUCCGGGAACACGAGGGUGAAGCGGAGACGGGGACCCGCGCCGGAGGAUGAGUCUCCCGGGAACAGAGAGAAUAUCGUGCCAGGGCCUGUCUCCAGGGGACAAUGGAAGAACAAGGAGCGGGUUUUGAUCUUCUCCUCACGAGGGAUUAGUUACCGAGCCCGGCACCUGAUGCAGGAUCUACGCACACUGAUGCCUCACUCAAAACCCGACACCAAAAUGGAUCGAAAGGACAAGCUGUUUGUGGUUAAUGAGAUCUGUGAAAUGAAGAAUUGUAAUAAAUGCUUGUACUUUGAAGCGAAGAAGAAGCAGGACCUGUACAUGUGGAUCUCAAAUGUUCCUCAUGGGCCAUCGGCCAAGUUUUUAGUACAAAACAUUCACACCCUGGAUGAGCUGAAAUUGACCGGGAACUGUCUGAAAGGUUCAAGGCCGUUACUGUCCUUUGAUCCGACAUUUGAUAAAGAACCUCAUUAUAGACUCUUGAAGGAACUCUUCAUCCAGGUCUUUUCAACUCCUCGGUAUCACCCAAAGAGUCAGCCGUUUGUCGAUCAUAUCUUCACGUUCACCAUCACUGACAACAGGGUCUGGUUCAGGAAUUAUCAGAUUAUUGAAGAAGAUGGAGCUCUGGUUGAAAUUGGACCACGUUUUGUUCUAAACCUUAUUAAGAUUUUCCAGGGAAGUUUUGGGGGUCCAACACUCUAUGAAAAUCCCACGUACCAGUCUCCAAACAUGGUAAGAAGUACCUCUGAACACAGCGAGUAUUUCAAUCCCCCCCGCCCCCCACAAUCCAAAAGAAGCAUGGACUACAGGGGAGUUCUGAAUCCGCAUCACACCUACUGGUGAGAGAAUCAGCAGGCC
Rhincodon typus (whale shark) is the source of this 944-nucleotide messenger RNA. RefSeq names its product ribosome biogenesis protein BRX1 homolog. Gene Ontology annotation, cellular component: nucleolus. Gene Ontology annotation, biological process: rRNA processing; ribosomal large subunit assembly. The record is from RefSeq and is a predicted model, not a curated record. The coding region runs from base 51 to 929 and encodes 292 amino acids. NCBI's taxonomy places the organism in Eukaryota, Metazoa, Chordata, Chondrichthyes, Orectolobiformes, Rhincodontidae. Gene Ontology annotation, molecular function: rRNA binding. The transcript is spliced from 9 exons.